Messenger RNA from Protopterus annectens (West African lungfish), 4149 nucleotides. It is a transcript of the gene HELQ, whose product is annotated as helicase, POLQ like. The transcript is spliced from 18 exons. The record is from RefSeq and is a predicted model, not a curated record. Gene Ontology annotation, molecular function: ATP binding; nucleic acid binding. Lineage: Eukaryota; Metazoa; Chordata; Ceratodontiformes; Protopteridae. The coding region runs from base 709 to 3888 and encodes 1059 amino acids.
AUUUGCGAAGGGAAAGGCAGUGGACCAAUCAGCGUAAACCCCAGGAGUAAACCAAUGUUGCGCUUGCGUGAAGUAGAUGGUUUCGUGUGUGGUUGUUACUGUUGCAGUUUUUUUCCCCAAAAUAACUUUAUAAUGGUCUGUGUAAAGCGUUGGUAUUACGCUACUACUCUGGAUUGAGAAUAUAUUUAAAUCACAGUUUCUUCUACUUUCAACCCUUAUGUUUUGAUCUCCCAGUGACCAGCUUUCCACCACGUUGCAGAAAAGUUUGAUUAUUAUUCUGAAAGGAGGAUGCAAUUGAGAUGCAAUAUAAAGUAAAGUAACUUGAGUUAUUUUGUAUUUUUCUUUUUGAUUUCUUAAUAAGAAGCUUUUCAUCACGUAGAAGAAGAGCUAUAGAAAAAUCUUUCCAUUUUACUUUCACACUCCUGUAAUUCAGACUCACGCACGUCCCACACUUGAGUUAACAGCGAGUUCGUUACGUCUUUGUAGCCUGAAAUGGAGAUUGGGCAGUGUAAAGGUGGCAUAAAGUGUUGCCCUAUUGCUUUGAAGAACCCAAUUCAGUUUGUUAACACAUAACCUUAGCAAAUGCCCCUUUCAGCUGCAAUAAAUACAGUCGCAGACAGUAUGUACAGCAGUGGUGCGCUUACUUUUUAGCAGUAAAUAAGUAAUGGACAUUGACAGCUGUCAACUGCAGUGAAAUAAUUCUUUACAAUGGAUGAACUGGAGAGCCCUACAUUAGUGGUAAGAAAAGUUUCCACUCGUAAACGGCAUCGAGAUGUAAAAAGCAAUCAGACCCCCGAACCUAAAAAGACCAGUGCUAGCAGAGUAUUUUCUGAGGAAAAGCAGGAGUGUGAAGAAGAAACUGGGUGUACUACAGAGGCUGGAAAACAAUGUUAUGACCAGAGCAGUGACAGUGAUGAAGACCUUUUUGGGGAGUAUGACAGCUUUGCUGAAGAGACUUCCUUUCUAGCACAGCUAGAUAACGCUGGCAGAAACGUAACUGAUUUUGAUAAUUAUGUCACCUCUUGUACUGUGAAAAAGAGAAAUGUGAUCAUCAGCCAUCCUGCAGAUAAGGACAUUAUGAAUAAGCAUUCUACGUUUAACCAUAUUCUAGGUCAACAUAUGCCAGCAGUUACCCAAAAUGUCAUAGAUGAAGAUAUUGCAGGGGCGGGAGAAGUGGAUGAAUUACCUUGCUCUCAGCUCUUACUGCCUGAAGAGAAUAGUGUUCCACUACCAGUUGUUUUUUCUAGUAAUAUUGGCAACUGUGACAACAACUAUCUCAAAUCGUAUACUGUCACUGAGCAAACUAGUGCUGACUCAAAUGUAACUGAUAAAACUGCUAAUAAAAGGAAGAGUCUGCAAGAUCACAUCAAAAGUACACUAGCUGGAAAUGCAAAGGUGCAGGUACCCCAAAUUUCUAGGAGUAAACACCUUAAGGAGGCUGCAGUAGCAGAGGAGAUAAACAUUGCAAUGAAAGCCAUUGAUUCAACAGUUGAAAAUCUUGAUCAUGGCCCAUUUUAUGGUUUGCCAACUAAAGUAAAAGACUUGUUCACCCAGCAACGUGGAAUCAAAGAAUUAUAUGAUUGGCAGCACACUUGCUUAACAUUGCCAUCAGUGCAACAGAGAAGGAAUCUAAUCUAUUCCUUGCCUACUAGUGGUGGGAAGACCCUAGUAGCAGAGAUACUGAUCCUGCAGGAACUGCUUCUCAGACAGCAAGAUGUAUUGAUGAUUUUACCCUAUGUAGCAAUAGUCCAGGAAAAGGUUCGAGGACUGUCUGGAUUUGGAUUAGAGCUUAAUUUCUUGGUUGAAGAAUAUGCUGGUAGUAAAGGGAGGUUUCCACCAAUCAAGAGAAGGAAAAAAAAAUCUUUGUAUAUCGCAACAAUUGAAAAGGGACACAGCUUAGUGAACUCAUUGAUAGAAGUGGGAAGAAUUGAAGAUCUGGGUCUGAUAGUAGUAGAUGAGUUGCACAUGCUUGGUGAAGGGAGUCGAGGCGCCAUUCUAGAAAUGACCUUAGCUAAAAUUCUCUACUCUUGCAAGACAACGCAGAUAAUAGGGAUGAGUGCAACGCUGAACAAUGUUAAUGAAUUGCAGCAGUUCUUGAAGGCAGAGCACUAUACCAGUGAUUUUAGACCGGUGAAGCUGAUGGAAUUUGUUAAACUUCGUGAUAGUAUCUAUGAAGUAGAUACCAAAGCAGAAGACUGUUUUGCCUUCUCCCGCCUCCUUAAUUUCAAGUAUUCCAGUAACUUGCAGAAGAUGGACCCAGACCACCUAAUUGCUCUGGUAACUGAAGUCAUUCCACUUCACUCAUGCCUGGUCUUCUGUCCCACCAAAAAGAAUUGUGAAAAUGUUGCUGAAAUGAUUUGUAAAUACCUGAACAAAGAAUUUUUAAAUCAUAAACAUAAAGAAAAAUGCAGCCUUCUUGAUGAUCUGAAGAGUUUUGGUGAUGGUACUAUCUGUCCUACUUUGAAGCGAACAGUGCCAUAUGGUAUUGCUUAUCACCACAGUGGAUUGACUAAUGACGAAAGAAGGUUGAUUGAGGAGGCCUAUUCUACAGGCAUUUUGUGCCUUCUGACCUGCACAUCUACUCUAGCUGCUGGAGUUAACUUGCCAGCACGCAGGGUAAUUCUUAGGUCUCCAUACGUUGCCACAGAUUUUCUGAAAAGAAGCCAGUACAAACAAAUGGUCGGUCGAGCAGGUCGAGCAGGCAUUGACACUGCUGGUGAGAGUAUUCUUAUACUACAAGAAAAAGAUAAAGUCCAGGUUAAAGAUUUAGUGAGAAAGCCUCUAGAAAAUUGCUACAGUAACCUUUUGCUCAACAGCUGUAAAGGAAUUCAGAGCCUUCUUCUUUCUUUGAUUGGACUAAAGAUUGUAAGAAGCCCUGAAGAAAUCUGCAAGUUCAUAUAUGGCACACUUUUCAGUGUACAGUACCAACAACUGUCAGAAGGCAAGAGUCUGUGGGAUAUAGUGAAAGAUGCUUUAGAAUAUUUGAUUGAAAAAUGUCUGAUAACAGCUAAAAAAGGCUGUGAGAAUGAAGGACAAGAAAUUAGCUGUAUUCUAGAAAUUACACAGCUGGGUCAUGCUACCUAUAAAGGUUCUAUAGAUUUGUCCUACUGCGAUCUCCUCUACAAAGAUUUAAAGAAAGGUCUUGAAGGGCUUGUUCUUGACAGUCUACUUCAUCUUCUCUACUUGGUUACUCCAUAUGAUAUGAUUUCUCAGUACAAUCCAGAUUGGAUGUUAUACUUCAGACAGUUCAGUCAGCUAAGUGCAGCAGAACAGAAAAUGGCGGUCAACCUAGGGGUAUCUGAGAGUUUUCUGGCAAAGAAGGCGUCAGGUCACAGUGUGAAGAAGAGUCCAGAUUCUGACAUUGUGAAUAGAUUUUAUUUAUCGUUAGUGCUGUAUGCUCUUUUGAAAGAGACAAAUCUAUGGACAGUGGCACACAAAUUCAACAUGCCUCGUGGAUUUGUUCAGAACCUGCUCAAUUCAACAGCAGUUUUCUCCUCCUGUGUCCUGCACUUCUGUGAGGAGUUGGAAGAAUUCUGGAGUUACAGAGCUCUUUUCACAGAACUUACUAAAAAAUUGACAUACUGUGUUAAAUCAGAGCUUAUCCCACUCAUGGAGAUUUCGGGUGUUUUAGAGGGUCGGGCAAAGCAGCUGUACAGUGCAGGCUAUAAGACAGUGGUGCAUGUUGCAAAUGCAGAUCCAGAGGUUCUCAUCAAGAACGUUGAUCACCUGUCUCGACGCCAAGCUAGACAGAUUAUUACUUCUGCUAAGAUGUUGCUCACUGAAAGAAUUGAAGCUUUACAAGAUGAAGUGGAGGAGCUCCAGAAGCUGCCAUCUGAUAUGCCAGGAGAGCUUGUAUCUAGUGAAGACACAAGUAUCACAGCUGAAUGAGCUGGUGCUUAUCAUGUACAUACGAUUCCAUAUCAAACUCUUGUAUAUAUGUAUAUAUUUGAAGUAAUAUAUACUUAAGGUUAUUUUGUAUUAAAAGAAGUGAUUAUGUUUUAUGAAUAGUCUGUGCAUUUUGGUAAACUGCAGCUUAUUAAAUAAUCUGCAAUCAUGAAUUUCCACACUGUUUGUUUCUGUGUGUUUUAUCCAGUUGUAAACUUAUUUUAUUUAAAUGGCCCUAAUAAAUAAGGAGAGUGAAUGAGGUUA